AUGGCCCCCUAUACACCACUUCACGAUCGCCCACCUUGCUUUACAAGCUUACCAACACCUCCUUAUCCCCGUGAUCCUCCUACGCCCCGAUACGCCUCUCCUGACUUGAACCCCUCCAUCCCCUUUCCUUCGCAAAACAUCAUGUCAUCCGAGUCGGAAGCAGACUACAGUGAUUCACAUCAAGUCUCACAUAGUAAUGGAGGAAGCUCAAGUUAUACCCCUAGAGUGAGAGAAGAUGAUUCCGGACCUAGUAGGAAAAGAGCACGACCAGAGGAAUACCAGGAAGAUUAUGCCCCACAGUAUGCUCAGACGGGAUCGAGUUAUAUGCAAUUGACAGGAUCUAUAUUCAAUAUAUCUCCUCGAAAUCCAUUUACCAGCGUUGUGGGAGACUUCAUCAUGGCUAGUGCUGCAGGACUCGAUAAUAUAGAGAUCGAAAUUAAAUUAGGUAUACUGACUGCUCCUGACCAUCAAGGUCCUUCAAGGAGGAUACGACUGCCAACACAAAGUGAGAUGAUUGUACCACCAGACUACCCUCUCGGUCCAUUCCAGUCUACAAUGCAUCCUCAGCAGCAUAAAACGCUCAACAACCUUCUCAACCAAGCUGCGCAAUCUUCCGUCAAUCUUGCUCCACAGCAGGGUAGAGUGAAGUUCUCCCGAUCGAAAUUGACGGAUUCGUUUCAUGGUGCAGGGGGUCGAAAUGGGAAAGUGAGAGUGAGUAGGAGUAGAGAAACAGGCGAAGUGGUAGAGGUGGUCAAGAAGAGACGAGUAGCAGAUAUGAACGUGUAUUGCCCUGGUGCGGCGUUCGACUGGAGGAUCAGUGUCAAUGUCGAAGAACCAUGUGAGAUGCCCGAAGGACCACCAUCGAUGACAAGAGAUAAAGAUCGGGCUACCUAUAGGCAUCAAGUCUGUCAGGUUGAUUUGACGCAUGUUAUGUCCCGAGAGACUCCUCAGUCACGACCGAUAUCAUCGUUCGAACUCGAAAUAGAAAUAUUGGACGUUCCUACGUUAUUGGCCGAAGGCUCCGCGGGAUCAGAUCGGUUUGAUGAGAUACUACAGAAUGUCCUGGACACAGCAAGAAUGUUGGUGAAGAAUUGUGAUCCAGCACCUCAGUAA
Kwoniella botswanensis is the source of this 1113-nucleotide messenger RNA. RefSeq lists its product as uncharacterized. The coding region runs from base 1 to 1113 and encodes 370 amino acids. Gene Ontology annotation, cellular component: mRNA capping enzyme complex. Gene Ontology annotation, molecular function: polynucleotide 5'-phosphatase activity. The transcript has 5 exons. The record is from RefSeq and is a predicted model, not a curated record. NCBI's taxonomy places the organism in Eukaryota, Fungi, Basidiomycota, Tremellomycetes, Tremellales, Cryptococcaceae. Gene Ontology annotation, biological process: 7-methylguanosine mRNA capping; polynucleotide 5' dephosphorylation.